Messenger RNA from Vombatus ursinus (common wombat), 1345 nucleotides. It is a transcript of the gene CRIP2, whose product is annotated as cysteine rich protein 2. The transcript has 8 exons. NCBI's taxonomy places the organism in Eukaryota, Metazoa, Chordata, Mammalia, Diprotodontia, Vombatidae. The record is from RefSeq and is a predicted model, not a curated record. The coding region runs from base 80 to 703 and encodes 207 amino acids.
UGGGCGGGGCGAGACGAGCCUAGGGUGGGAACGUGGGGAGCUAAGGCAGCCGGCGAACAGACCGAUCCAGCCCUGGACCAUGGCCUCCAAAUGCUCCAAGUGCGACAAAACCGUGUACUUCGCGGAAAAAGUGAGCUCCCUGGGCAAGGACUGGCAUAAAUUUUGUCUCAAGUGUGAGCGUUGCAGCAAGACAUUGACACCUGGAGGGCAUGCAGAGCACGAUGGGAAGCCGUUUUGCCACAAGCCCUGCUAUGCUACGUUGUUUGGGCCUAAAGGUGUAAACAUUGGGGGCGCAGGCUCUUACAUCUAUGAGAAACCACAGGCAGAGGAGGCUCCUGUCACCGGCCCUAUUGAACACCCAAUUCGAGUCGAGGAUCGGAAAGCCAGUGGCCCCUCCAGAGGGCCCAGCAAAGCAUCCAGUGUCACAACCUUCACUGGGGAGCCCAACAUGUGUCCUCGAUGUAACAAGAGGGUCUAUUUUGCGGAGAAGGUGACAUCCCUGGGAAAAGAUUGGCACCGGCCUUGCCUUCGCUGUGAGCGUUGUGGAAAGACACUAACACCUGGUGGACAUGCAGAGCAUGAUGGACAACCAUAUUGUCAUAAACCUUGCUAUGGAAUUCUAUUUGGACCAAAGGGAGUGAACACUGGGGCAGUGGGGAGCUACAUCUAUGACAAAGACCCUGAAGUUAAGGACCAGCCCUAGGAGGUCCUAACCCUUCCACACGAUGCCCAGCCUGCUGUUCCCAGUUCUUCUAGGGGAGUAAGCUCUCCUCACCAUUGCCUGUACAAGAAGCUUAUUUCUGAGGGGGUGUGAAUAAUUUGGCUCAGCUUUGUAUAUGAGUGUAAGGGGGCAUUCUUGAAGAUUCCCCAGAAUUGAGAUCUGCCUGGGUGUCCCCCCAUUCCUAUCAUGUCUCCUACUACUUCUCUCUCUCUCAGUCUCUUUUGGUUUACCUCCCCACCUCCCUAGCCAUCUUUCUGAGCCCCCCACCCCUUUCUGUUUCCAUUGCUCCUUUUCUCUCACUCCCUGUUUUCCUUUAUCUCUAAGAGACUGUAUGUCCUGUUAUCUAUCUCCCCCUCUCUUCCCUCCCCCACCCCCCUAGCAUCCUGUACUCUACAUUUAUUUGUGAAAGGCUAUAGGCCCUGCUUUGGCUAAAGACAGAAACCCUUUGUCCCACACAGUGUUACUGAGCAGCCUGGGGCAGUGUCCUCUCCAGGAUCUCUUCUGCUUUUAUCUUCCCCUCAGUGUACCACAGGUCCUAAGGCCUGGCCACUUAUACCUUCACAUUUAACUAGACACUAAGGCUGCUUUGAUUUUUUUGCUAUCAAUAAAGGUUUUGAGAAUCAA